GCUGCGAUUGGCGCAGAGGGGAAGGGGCGGGGCCUGGAGCGAUGGCGGCGGCGGCGCUGCGGUCCCGGGGCGGCGGAGCGGUCAUGGCCACGCUGCUGCGGCCCCGGCGCGGCUACAAGAGCACGUUCCUGGCCUCGGAGCUGGAGCUGCAGCGCUCGGCCUCGCCCCGCGCGCCGCCGCCGCCCCAGGAGCUGCUCUUCGGGAAGGUUUUCACCGACCACAUGCUGACGGUGGAGUGGAGCCGCUCGGGGGGCUGGGGGCGCCCCCAAAUCCGCCCCUUCCAGGAGCUGCGGCUGCACCCCGCCGCCUCUGCGCUGCACUACGCCGUGGAGCUCUUUGAGGGGCUCAAGGCUUUUCGGGGCGACGACGACAAAAUUCGGCUUUUCCGCCCCGAACUGAACAUGGAGAGGAUGCAGAGAUCGGCCCGCAGGGUCUGCCUGCCCGAGUUCGACGGGCGGGAGCUGCUGGAGUGCAUCCGGGCGCUGGUGCGGCUGGAGGGGCGGUGGGUGCCCCGCGACCCCCGGAGCAGUCUCUACAUCCGGCCCACCUUCAUCGGCACCGAGCCCACCCUGGGGGUCGCGCCCCCCGGCCGGGCGCUGCUGUUCGUGCUGCUCUGUCCGGUCGGGCCGUACUUCCCGGGGGGCUUCGGGCCCGUCCGGCUCCUGGCGGACCCGCGGCACGUCCGAGCCUGGCCCGGCGGCGCCGGACACUGCAAGCUGGGCGGGAACUACGGGCCGUGCCUGGAGCUGCAGGAGGAGGCGCGCGCCCGUGGGUGCCAGCAGGUGCUGUGGCUGCACGGCCCCGAGCAGCUCCUGACCGAGGUGGGCACCAUGAACCUCUUCGUCUUCUGGGAGCGCCCGGACGGGGGGCUGGAGCUGGUGACGCCCCCCCUGGACGGGCUGAUCCUGCCCGGGGUGACCCGGCAGAGCCUCCUGGAGCUGGCCCGGCAGUGGGGGGAGUUCGGGGUGCGCGAAGCCCCCCUGCCCAUGGGCAGCGUUCUGGGGGCGCUCCGGGCCGGGCGGCUCCGGGAGAUGUUCGGGGCCGGCACCGCCUGCGUCGUCUGCCCCGUGGGGGAGAUCCUCUACCGGGACCAGCUGCUCGCGGUGCCCACCAUGGAGAACGGCCCCGAGGUGGCCACGAGGUUCCUGCGGGAGCUCAGCGACAUCCAGUACGGCCGCGUCCCCAGCCCGUGGGCCACGCCCGUGUGACCCCCCAAAAACUGCGCCGGACACUCCGGGGGGUCCCGGGACCCCCC
Messenger RNA from Taeniopygia guttata (zebra finch), 1255 nucleotides. The record is from RefSeq and is a predicted model, not a curated record. Lineage: Eukaryota; Metazoa; Chordata; Aves; Passeriformes; Estrildidae.